This is a messenger RNA of Equus caballus (horse), 3502 nucleotides long. RefSeq names its product interferon induced protein with tetratricopeptide repeats 1B (gene IFIT1B). The record is from RefSeq and is a predicted model, not a curated record. Gene Ontology annotation, biological process: defense response to virus. NCBI's taxonomy places the organism in Eukaryota, Metazoa, Chordata, Mammalia, Perissodactyla, Equidae. Gene Ontology annotation, cellular component: cytosol. Gene Ontology annotation, molecular function: RNA binding; protein binding.
AGUGAGAAAGCAUCAGCUGAUGCAUUCCUACCACCCCCACUUUCCCUUUAUAUAGCUCCUGCAGCACUUACUUGAGCCAGACUGGAAAGAUUUCCGAAGAGCAAAUCGGCUUGGAUCCCGGCUUUUCAGAAGAGCAGAGAAGCAGAUCGCAGUCAUGAGAGUUGAGUUAGGGCUGGUGCCUUGCAGAAAAUAUUUUCACCUGAAGACUCAACGGGCCUACUAGAAGCCUCCCAUGUGAUACAGAACUAGAAGAGAGCUGAGAGGAAGUGAGCCCCUUCCAAAAAUCUCUUCUCUGCCCACACAGUGAGGAAUCAAAGGGGAAUCUUAUUGAAGCUAGCCUGGUUCAAUUGAGAUGUCACUUUACAUGGGAUUUGCUAAUUGAAGACACUGCAAUGCCUGAUUUGGAAAACAGGAUCUUUGAUGAGAUUGAGUUCCUAGACACCAAAUACAACGUGGGAAUAUACAACCUACUGGCCUAUGUGAAACACCUGAAAGGCCAGAAUGAGGAAGCCCUGAAGAGCUUGAGAGAAGCUGAAGACUUAAUCCAGGAAGAACAUGGUGACCAAUCAGGCAUGAGAAGUCUGGUUACCUGGGGCAACUACGCCUGGCUGUAUUACCACAUGGGCAGACUGGCAGAAGCUCAGACUUACCUGGACAAGGUGGAGAACACUUGCAAGAAGUUUGCAAAUCCCUCCAGCUAUAGAAUCGACUGUCCUCAGAUGGACUGUGAGGAAGGAUGGGCCUUGCUGAAAUGUGGACGAAAGAAUUAUAAACGGGCCAAGGCCUGCUUUGAGAAGGCUCUGGAAAUGGACCCAGAAAACCCUGAAUUCAGCACUGGGUAUGCAAUCGCUACCUAUCGCCUGGACGGCUUUACUGGAGCAACACAGAUGAGUAAGGCAUUUUGUCUGAACACACUAAAACAGGCCAUCAGGCUAAACCCAGAAGAUGCAUAUAUCAAAGCUCUCCUUGCCCUGAAGCUUCAGGAUGUAGGACAAGAAGCUGAAGGAGAAAAGUACAUUGAAGAAGCGCUGACCAACACGUCCUCGCAGACCUAUGUCCUUCGAUAUGCAGCCAAGUUUUACCGAAGAAAAGGCUCUCUGGAUAAAGCUCUUCAGCUCUUACAAGAGGCCUUGAAGGCAACACCCUCCUCUGCCUUCGUGCAUCACCAGAUAGGGCUUUGCUACAGAGGACAAAUGAUUCAAAUAAAGAAAGCUGCAAACUGCAAGCCUAGAGGCCAGGAUAGAGAAAAUGUCAACAGAUUGGUUGGCUUGGCUAUAGAUGAAUUUCAAAAGACUUUGACACUAAGGCCCACAUUUGAGUUGGCUUAUGUUUCCCUGGCUAACAUGUAUGCAGAAAUUGGCCACUACAGAAAGGCUGAGGACACUUUCCAGAAAGUGUUGUACAUGAAAAUCAUUGAUGAUUGUCUACUGCAAGAGAUUCAUUACCAGUAUGGUCGUUUCCAAGAAUUUCACUUGAAAUCUGAAGAUAAAGCAAUUAUCCAUUAUUUAAAAGGUCUAAAAGCAGAAAACAUGUCCUAUACCAGGGAAAAACUUCUCAAUGCUUUAGAAAAAUUGGCUAAAAGACGUGUUCAUCAGAAUGAAUGCGUUGUGGAAAGUUUCAGCCUCCUUGGACUCAUCCACAAAUUGAAAGGCCAAGUGAGUGAAGCCCUGGUGUGCUAUGAGAAGGCUCUGAGGCUGGCAGAUCACUUGAACACCAUGUUUUGAAAUAGAGCUCACCACACAUGUUUAAUGUGUCAUAACUAAAUAUAACAAAAAACUUCCCUGAUUGCUGCCUUCAGAAAUAUAUAACACCUUGAUACAAAAUAGUUUGAUAUAACACAUACUCUGCUGCCUCCUGACACUCCUCUUUCUUUCCACUUCUAUCCCUGUGUCUAUGACAGGAGCAUCCAUUCUUCCAUAACACAUCCCUGUACUCAUUGCCUAAGGCUGAUUAAUGCUGUUUGGAGCAUCUAUCAUCUACCAGACCAACAAGAACACUUUUCCCUACGGCUCUGCAUUUGAAAUGAGCAGCUUCCAUCCUCAGCAUAGCUGGUCUCCUGAACAGAGGUGUCUGAAACAGGGAAAGUUUCAGCCUUCUCCUCCUAGGCCCAGCACACAGGGUCACAUGCCAGUAUAGCUCUGAGCACAUACUCAUACAUCUGCAGGCAUGCAUCCACAUGACGUCCACACAUUAGUCCAAAGGCACUCCUGCCAGUCAGUUCACACCCUCAAAGCAGGAAUUUCCGGAGAUAGUUCUAUGCUGAACCAAGAGCACAGGCUGUUCAUAUAUACAUGUAUCAUGCAUCUCUACACACACACAUUAAUUCCUGGGCUCACAUAGGCACAUUCCUCCAUAUUUGUGCACAUACAUAUUCUGUAUUUGGAGAAUACCUGAAACUACUACCCACUCACAAUUAAAAAAAAGAAAGGUUCCUUUUUCAUGUGGCUAGGGGUGGUGACCUAGAAGAUCUGAGACCAAAGCAAACAAGCAAGGCCAGAGUUAAGAGAGAUGAAGACAGAUCCAGUAGUUCACUACAUUUCCAGCGCUGGAUUCUGUUUCCCAAGGCCCUGCUGUAGACAAGACUUCCUGGUCAAUGAGCCAAAUCUAUAACCUCAGAAUAAAUUCAAAUGUUUUUGUUUAUAUUUUUCAAGCUACUGGCAAUCAUAAAGGAUCUACAUUUUCCAAACAGACUGAAGGACAUUUAUUCACACCGAAGAGAAAUUAAAAUGUAUUGGGGAAAGGCAAAGUAAGAGAAAAACCUGUUUAGGACAUGCAAGCCGAAAAUGACAUAAAUACCUCAAUGCAGUUUUUAAGUGCUCGCUGUGUAGUGUGUGAUACAAUCUUCUUUUUCUUCCUAAAAUAUUUCCUACAAAAAUAUUCAGUAAAGUUAACAACUUCAUUAGCUAACAAAGUCUUUGAGUGUAUUUUAUUUGUGAAAUUUUAGAAAGAUGUGUAUUCCAUGUUGGGGUGGAAAUAGAAAAACACAGAAGCAGCUUAUGUAGCAAUAGAAGGCCUAAGGCAGAGGAACCCGUGAAUAUACACUCCACCAAGAAUUUUUAAAAAUAUUUAUUUUUCAUUUAAAAAAGAAAAAAAAUAUUGGAUUUACUUCUACAGGCCAUGGAAUUAUAAGGUUGACUUAUGUGACCUUGAUCCCUGAGAGCUAGAAUUGACCAAUGGCAGGGAGUAGAAGAGUCUGAGUGGGGCAUUUAGACGACACCUGAGGAACACACAAGUAAUACCCUUUCCAACUUUGUUGAUACUAAACAAAGAACAGAUUUAUUGGAUUUAACCAGAAGAAAACUAAUAGAGCAGGAAUACUGUCUUUUCCUUGUAAAUAAGGUGUGACUCAAGUUGUAACAAAAUGCAUGCUGAACUGUUUUAUCAAUUAAUUGUACUGAUUGCCUCUUAUGUAACAACAACAAAAUAAGAUAAAUUGAUGGAUAGAGAACUUGAUGAGUGAAAAGAUAUGUAAUAAAGCAAAUAUAGUAAAAUGUUAACUGUA